AUGGCACAAAAGAAUCUUAGAGGUCUUUUCACCUUGGGCUCGUUACCGGCUCUAGCAGUGUCGGCGACAGAGGUAGUUGCUGAAACCCAAAUUGGCUCGUCGGGAAAAGAGAAAGAGAAAGCAAAGGGUAUGGCGACUGUGGCGACGAAAAGCAACCAAAAUGCAACGGAGAUGACGGCGGUGGCAUUGAAAAUUGUGGCAAAAGCCAUAGAAGCAAAUGUGAUCAGUAGAGGAAUGUUCUGCUGCUGCGGUGGCUCUAGUUGCAGGUAA
Molecule: messenger RNA, 270 nt
Organism: Ilex paraguariensis (yerba mate)
Lineage: Eukaryota; Viridiplantae; Streptophyta; Magnoliopsida; Aquifoliales; Aquifoliaceae
Source: the annotation of a GenBank genome assembly